GAGCGGAAGAAAUUUUUGCACGAAAAGGAGGAAAUGCGUCUGCAUCUGGAAGCGGAAAUGACCGAGUUGAAAGCGAAUAUUGCUCGCAUGAAGAUUAUCGAGAAAAGAGCGCAGGCUUCUCGAAAUGAACCAAGCAGUGAAGUUAAAAGCAAAUUACAAAAAAAGUUUAGAGCAGCCGGUGACUUUCAGGAUUUGUCGCAGGAAAAUCAAGCGUUGAAAUCAAAAUUAGCCGAGUCUCACCUUGAACUGGCAAUUAUCAAAUCAGAACUGGCCACAGUUCGAGCCGAUUAUGAAUCGAAGAAGGAGGAAAUGAUCAGUGAUUCAAACGCACUUAUAAAAAGUGCCCAACAAACUCAAAAUUUGCAACGACAGAUCCAGUUGCUGUAG
Molecule: messenger RNA, 387 nt
Organism: Gongylonema pulchrum
Lineage: Eukaryota; Metazoa; Nematoda; Chromadorea; Rhabditida; Gongylonematidae
Source: the annotation of a GenBank genome assembly